Gastrolobium bilobum is the source of this 669-nucleotide messenger RNA. RefSeq lists its product as uncharacterized. Bases 1 to 669 code for a protein of 222 amino acids. The transcript is spliced from 3 exons. NCBI's taxonomy places the organism in Eukaryota, Viridiplantae, Streptophyta, Magnoliopsida, Fabales, Fabaceae. Gene Ontology annotation, molecular function: RNA-DNA hybrid ribonuclease activity; nucleic acid binding. The record is from RefSeq and is a predicted model, not a curated record.
AUGCUUGAUAUGAAGGUACCUCAGAAUAAAAAGGAGGUUCAGCAGUUGACGGGUAGGCUAGCAGCGUUAACUCGAUUCUUACCAAAGUCUGCUGAGAAUGCCCUCCCAUUGUUUAAACUAUUAAAGAAGGAAGCAAUAGGAGGCUGGAACCCGGAGUGUCAAGCCGCGUUCGAAAAAAGUCAAAAGAUGUCUCGCAACUCCACCAGUGCUCUCAAAGCCAGAACCAUGAGACAUUCUGAUCUUGUAUCUGGCUGUGGAGGAAGAGGCAAGCAUAAUGAAUAUGGGGAUGCAUGGAAGGUCUACGUAGAUGGAUCCUCUAAUGAUAAAGGAAGUGGAGCAGGAAUCAUACUUGAAAGCCCGGAAGGAGUGACAAUAGAGUACUCCUUGAAUUUGGGAUUCCCGACUUCGAACAAUCAAGCAGAAUACGAAGCUCUGAUAGCCGGGUUGAUGCAGGCUAAAGAACACGCAGCUAAGAGGGUGAAAAUAUUCAGUGACUCACAGUUGGUAACUUCGCAGAUAGAGGGAAAGUACCAAACCAAAGGUCCUCUACUGAUGAAGUACUUGAGUAAGGUCCAAGAAAUAAUGGCCGGCUUCGAUGAAGUACAGAACUGUGGUACAACAAAGCAUAACAGCGCCGAGUUGCGUGAUGGUUAUUACCUCGACAGAUGA